Musa acuminata subsp. malaccensis (wild Malaysian banana) is the source of this 761-nucleotide messenger RNA. The record is from RefSeq and is a predicted model, not a curated record. Lineage: Eukaryota; Viridiplantae; Streptophyta; Magnoliopsida; Zingiberales; Musaceae.
AGUGCCAUGCACUGUGAUGUACAAGUCAUGGACAUGGCAUGCAUGCAUAGGGCAAAAGAACGGCGGUUGAUCAAGAUGAACCACUUCUGGAUUCGUGCUGCCUCCAUGAUAUGAUUCAUGUCUCAUGAUUGAUCAACCUUUUUACUUAUCUUCACCACAAUUGCCAGGUCAACUGAGGGAGACUGCUUGUUUCGAGCUUCUGCAAUUAGAAUCUGAGCGCAGAGAGGAAGAAAAAGGAGGUCGAUGAGGAGGAACAACACAUGGGAGAAGCUGAGGAAGAUGUGGGGAUGAGAGAAGCUCCAUGGAGGGAGCAAUAACCACACACUCCUUGGGGUCUGCAGAAAACCUAAGCCUUCCUCAGGAGCAAGUGAUUGUGAUGAGUGCCAAUAUGGGAUGCAGUCACUGCAGGCAGAGGGUCUCCAAGGUGGUCUCCAAAAUGAACACAGGCUUGGUGGAUUACAUGGUGGAUUUGCAAAAGAAAGAGAUCACAAUGAGGGGGGUUGUAGAGACCAAGAAGAGGAAGGUGCAUCCUAAUCACACAAGGAAGAAGAAGACACUAAGAAGCUUCUUGGGCUUCUUUAGACAGAAAUGUUGUUCUUGCUAGUUUCAUUAGUUGUGGAGUAACUCUUCCCACCAAAUUAGGGUUCAUGUUGACACACAUUAUGAGUGUUGAUGUGAUUAGCUGAAAAAAGUAUUGGUAGACCUUGUAUCUAGUAGCAUUUGGUUUAUUAUUAAAUCAAAAUUAUAAUUAAAAAAAUAGA